AUGAAGGCACCAUCGCUUCUUGUUCAGUGUUUCCCUGGCUUGCUUCCAAGCAAGGCCACUAGUUGUGUGCCGAUUAUAUCAGAGAGGGAUCUGCAUCUACCAUCACCAGCUGUUGAACUAAUCCCUUCAAAGAGUGCUCAUCCUUACAAAUAUGCUGGAGAGAAGGUCGAUGUCCAAGGUCUUGAUGUUUUCAAGGGGAAGGUCAGUGUAGCAGAUAUGAUAGCCUUUUCCCCUUCUGAAGUAGCAUCAUCAAAGCAUGAUGGUAGUCUCAAAUAUUGGGAGAGUUCCAUCACUAUUGUGAAUAUUAUUAAGAAUGAGAUCCGUGAUGGGCAGCUGAGCUUCAGGGGCAAGCGAGUUCUAGAGCUUGGAUGUGGAUCUGGCCUUGCUGGGAUUUUUGCCUGCUUGAAGGGUGCAUCUAUAGUUCACUUCCAGGACACAAAUGCAGAAACCAUAAGAUGCAGAACAAUGCCCAAUGUGCUUGCGAAUCUUGAGCAGGCUCGGGACAGGCAGAACAGACCAUCAGAGAGCCCGGUUACACCAUCCAGACAGUUGUUAGCUCCCGUUGUCCAUUUCUAUGCCGGGGAGUGGGAUGAGCUCCCCACAAUUCUCUCAGUUGUGCAUCCACCUGCACAACCAACAAACCUUAGCUUCUCUGAGGAUGAUUUUAUGGAUGGCUGCAGUAGCCAUGACGGAAGCAGUAUAGUUGGUCAGGACCCCAGGCGAUCGAGGAAGCUUUCUGGCAGCCGUGCAUGGGAGAGGGCCAGCGAGACCGACCCAGCAGAUGGAGGGUACGAUGUAAUUUUGAUUUCUGAGAUCCCUAAUGCGGUGAACUCUCUAAGGAAGCUCUAUGCCCUUAUCACUAAGUGCCUACGCCCUCCUUAUGGAGUCUUGUAUGUGGCUUCAAAGAAGAACAUGGUUGGUUCAAGCGGGGGCGCAAGGCAGCUUAAAAGUUUGAUGGAGGAGGAAGGUGUCCUUGGUGGCCUCGUAUACAAAAAGAAUUCAUUUGUCUACUCGCAGCGCUGUACAUACCGCGAAGCUUAG
Molecule: messenger RNA, 1041 nt
Organism: Triticum turgidum subsp. durum (durum wheat)
Lineage: Eukaryota; Viridiplantae; Streptophyta; Magnoliopsida; Poales; Poaceae
Source: the annotation of a GenBank genome assembly